AAUUACAGGUUAUUUACAGCUCAAAAAUGGGGUGCUGUGUUAAUGACUAACUGGUGGUUAAUUUAAGUUACUAUGUCUUUCUUCGAUCAAUGCUAAGUUUCAAAGCAUGUUACUGAUAUCAAUACCUGUCCUGUCACCAGCUACAAUGGGAGGACUGGCAAUGGGUUUUCUCCUCGGGUACUCUUCUCCAGCCGGGCCUCUCCUUUUGGAUAACUCAACUGACGACCAACACAAGUCUUUACAGCUGAGCCAUGAGGAGUACAGCUGGUUCUCAUCGUCAGUUAACCUCGGCGCAGCAGCUGGAGGGGUGCUGGGCGGUGUGAUGAUCAGCACACUGGGUAGAAGAUUCACCAUGAUGAUCUCGGUCAUACCUUACCUGGGCGGCUGGGCGCUCAUUGGAGGUGGACAAAAUUUCUUCAUGCUGAUGACAGGGCGAGUAUUGACAGGAGUGUGUAUGGGAGUCACUUGCAUUGCAGUUCCAACCUACAUUGGUGAAUUCGCCUCUGCUGAUAUCAGAGGCACCUUGGGAAGUGGGUUUCAAGUGAUGGUGACUGUAGGAAUACUGCUGGCAUACAUUGUUGGUGCAGUACUCGUCUCAUGGCGCUGGUUGGCUGCAGUCAGCGCCGCUCCAACCCUUGUUUACCUGCUGAUGAUGUACUUCACUAAGGAGUCUCCAACAUUCCUCCUCUCUAAAGGAAAAGACGAGGAAGCGAAUGAUUCUCUACGGUAUUUUAGAGGUGCUCACUAUAACAUACAGUUAGAGAUGUCCACGAUCAAGAGAACACUGGAUGAUGCCAAACGCAGCAAGGCGUCAUUUAGGGACAUACUGAAGCCAUUCAACAUGAAGCCUCUUCUCAUCUGCCUUUCCAUCUUGUUCUUUGCUCAGUGCUCGGGAGUUACAGCCGUUCUCUUCAACAUGGCAAUUGUUUUCAAGGACUCUGGCAGCAAGAUGUCCGAGGCAGGGAGCUCUGUGAUCAUUGCUGGUGUGCAAGUGGUAGCCACAGUGCUUGGAGCAGGACUCAUGGAUAAAGUGGGAAGACGGAUCCUGCUUGUUCUUGCCGCUGCCUUCAUGUCCUUUUCUAAUGUAAGCCUUGGUGUGUUCUUCUACAUGAAGGAGAAAGACAGUGCGUGGGCACUGGAGUCCCUGGGUUGGUUGCCACUCACCUCUCUCAUAGUCUUCAUCACAGCUUACUCAGUUGGCUUCGGUCCCACCGUCUGGGUCCUAAUAGGUGAACUGUUCUCUCCUGCGGUGAAGGAAGCAUCAGCCAGCUUGGUCACCUUAGUCAACUGGACCACUUCAUUCCUCGUUACUCUCACCUUCCUCCCACUCCAGAUGGCCCUGGGCGACUACAGCGCUUUCUGGCUUUUUGGCGGGAUGUGUCUGGUGGCUCUAGUGUUUACCCUCCUGGUGGUGCCGGAGACCAAGGGAAAAACACUGCAGGAAAUAACGGCACAUUUCGGUGGCCUGGCUGUUGCAGACACCCGGAGUGAUCACACUCAAUAGUAACUUAUACCAAAAAUCAA
This is a messenger RNA of Cherax quadricarinatus, 1524 nucleotides long. RefSeq names its product facilitated trehalose transporter Tret1-like. The record is from RefSeq and is a predicted model, not a curated record. Gene Ontology annotation, biological process: carbohydrate transport; transmembrane transport. Gene Ontology annotation, cellular component: membrane. NCBI's taxonomy places the organism in Eukaryota, Metazoa, Arthropoda, Malacostraca, Decapoda, Parastacidae. Gene Ontology annotation, molecular function: sugar transmembrane transporter activity.